UGAAAUCUGUGCCACUCGCUUCCCGGGAUACUGCCUCAUAUACACGGAUGGCUCCCGCUCAGUAGCACCACCCCAAUCUGUGGGCACUGGAUUAGUUAUACCAUCUGUAUCCUACCACAAGGGAUGGCGCCUCAAUCCCAGCCACUCAAUCAUAGCUGCAGAGCUAUAUGGCAUCCUACAAGCUGUGAAAUACCUAUUGGACAGCCGCAUUCACCCAGCACUGAUUUGCACGGACAGUCUAUCUUCACUACAGCUCCUAAUGCAACCAUUCCCCAGGAGCUAUUCACAUCUUAUAGCCACUAUUCACCAUAAUAUCCUUCGACUUCCAAGGGGAGAAGUGCAUUUCCAAUGGAUACCAAGUCACUCGGGCAUCCAGGGUAAUGAGGCAGCAGACAGAAUUGCUAAGCAGGCAGCUACGUCUGACGACCCACUGGCAGACAUACCAUUCGAAUACUCUGAACUCAAGUCUAUAGUACAGAAGGGAGCCUGGAACUUCUGGCAAGCAAAGUGGACAUCAAUUCGUGGCCAAUUUGCCCUGGGUACAAUCAAACCAUCAGUGCGACCAUGGUCUCUUCGCAAGCUACAGACUCGUCGAAAUGAGACACUCUUUGCAAGACUCCGCCUUGGCACAGCUCCGCUGAACAAGGCCCUCUACCAAAUCCGCCAAGCCCCCUCCCCGCUCUGCCCCUCAUGCAACACCCCAGAAACCUCGCAUCAUUAUCUCAUCUCUUGCACGGAGUUUGAAGAAGCCCGUGAGCAACUGCGUCGCCAAGUAAACUCGCAUGGAGUUCUUACACUCAGCACUGCUUCACUGCUGGGAGGAGACACCUCCAACUGCCCUGCCUGGCCACACAUCUGCAAAGCUGUUGAAGAAUUCAUCGGCAAAACUCAUCGAUUCCAGCCCUGAGACUUAAUAAAUAAGCAGAUUACGGCGAGAAUCGCCUCUGGUGGAACACGCCGUCAACUAAUAGAAGAUCAAGA
Hyalella azteca is the source of this 981-nucleotide messenger RNA. RefSeq lists its product as uncharacterized. The transcript is spliced from 2 exons. Gene Ontology annotation, molecular function: RNA-DNA hybrid ribonuclease activity; nucleic acid binding. Lineage: Eukaryota; Metazoa; Arthropoda; Malacostraca; Amphipoda; Hyalellidae. Bases 260 to 907 code for a protein of 215 amino acids. The record is from RefSeq and is a predicted model, not a curated record.